AUGGACCCAAACCUCGAGCUUUAUAGGAGCAUAUUGCACCUUCCCCCAUGGGAGCGCCGCGAACGCAUGGGACAUCUCCCCGAAUCAGAACGCCACAGGGUCACGGCAAUCAUCCAAAGGGAGAAGGACGCCCAGAGACUGGAAGAAUCCAUUGCAGGCCGGGACCUCGUUGAAGUGGCCUUGACUGAUCCUUCCGAGAUUACAAAAGAUACACAGUUGCAGUAUACCCUGCUUGGCCGAACCAUCUACUCCGGUGACGAGGCCAGGGUGGUAAAACGCAUUACCAACAACGUCGCAGAUAGUAGUUCAAGCCUGGUUCGUCAGAUUCAACACUUUGAUCAAACUGCCAAACCCUUCUGUUUGGAUGCCUGGAAGCUAGUCUACUGCGACAUUUACUAUGUCGAUGGAGGUAGUGCUACGUUACAGGAGAUUUACGAAGCACGUCUUCAAGAAGAGGAGCUCCAAACCCCUGCCGCCAGAGCUAGAGAGCUUGUGCGUUGCGAUGACCUUCGUCGGGCUCGGAGAAAUGCCAAAUGGAUGAUUCCUGCUAUCGAGCGUCUUUCAGCAGACGAACUAGCCCAACCGGCUCCGGAAGACGAGGAUUUCUAUCAAGGACACUUGCAACAGUCUGAAGACAAUGAGCGCACGGAGAGUAUCUUCAAUUACCAUUUCCGCAAGGAAACCCUAGCAAGAACCUGGAGACAGGUAUCCCCUGCGCCGCCAGCUUGGAUGCAGAAGAUCCUUGAUACUCAGGAACAAUGGGGUUUUGUCUACUACUUAUCUAGGGAAGUCGAUGAGAAUUCGCCGCUGAGGGCAACCUGGCACAGUAUCCAUUGUCAAGGUGGACACAACCAGAUGGUCUUAGCACGGCUUGAAACUGAGAAUUGGCCUAUAUUUCAUCCUAAUGAGAACAUGGCUGAAGACGACGACCUCCGAAAACACUUCAAAGAAUAUAGUGAGGGCAAUCGAUCUCAGACCCAAGAGGAUGAAAAGAGAAAGAAGAAGAAGAAGAAGAACAGGGCUAAGAUUGACGAUGUCUUGUCUCCUGGACUUCUACGCAAUACCUUUAUCGUCAUUCCCAUGGAAUUGAUUUCCGGCAAUCGCAGCCGUGAGGAAAGUGACUUUCUUGAUCCUUGCUGGGUUUGGGCAUAUGAUGCAGACUGGGACAGUUCAGAAGAAGAAACGGUCUUCAACGGGGAGAAGUACCAAGGCCGCGUUAAGGUGCCCAAGUGGUCGGUCAACUCAUGGUUCUAUGCUGCUCGCUGGGAGGGAGUGAGUCUUCGGGAUAUGUGGCUGAAGGCACAGCAGCACCCGGAAAAGUUAUGGAUUUGUUACACAAAGAGAUUAGAAGAGUGGGAUCAUGAGCCGUAUAUUUGA
Molecule: messenger RNA, 1377 nt
Organism: Fusarium keratoplasticum
Lineage: Eukaryota; Fungi; Ascomycota; Sordariomycetes; Hypocreales; Nectriaceae
Exons: 3
Coding region: 1-1377 (458 amino acids)
Source: RefSeq, a predicted model, not a curated record